Molecule: messenger RNA, 1872 nt
Organism: Cyclospora cayetanensis
Lineage: Eukaryota; Apicomplexa; Conoidasida; Eucoccidiorida; Eimeriidae
Product: kinesin-like protein KIN-1
Exons: 4
Coding region: 1-1872 (623 amino acids)
Biological process (GO): microtubule-based movement
Cellular component (GO): kinesin complex; microtubule
Molecular function (GO): microtubule binding; ATP binding; microtubule motor activity
Source: RefSeq, a predicted model, not a curated record
AUGUCCACUGGCACGGCACUUGCGGCGAACCCACGCAGUGGAAUCGAAGUGAGAUGCUAUUGGGGAAUUAUUGCUGAGGACAACCCCGCCUGCAGCCAUGCAAUGCAGAAUCAGGGGCGCAGCACAUCCAAGGAUGAAACCCUCAAGAACGAAGGCUUGCGAUCUCUCAGGAACGGCGGUCCCAGCAGAUCUAGGCGUCUAAUUCCCAAUGCCGACGCCUCCAGCGAGAACUUUAGCAGCAGCACUGGAAGCGAAAGCUGCAACAAGAGCACGAGCUGCGAACCGACUCGGCAGACUGAGAAAUCGGCUUUGCAUGUAUUUUGCAGAGUGAAGCCCCUAUCAUUCAAGGAGACGAGUGGUGGCGGCGGUGGCACUGGCAGUGCUGGCAACAGCAUCAGCAGCAUCAGGAGCACGAGCAACAACAGUCCCCGUACCGAAGAAGGCGCAGUUCGUAUUUUGGAUGGGCAGCACAUUGCCGUCCAACACGCUUGCGAUUUUAGCCGAGUGCACAACGGCAGCAGCAGUCGCAGAAACACCUGCGAACCUGCCAACGCAGUCUUUGCUGUGGAGGAAGUCUUUGGGCCUGAUAGCUCUCAGCAGCACAUAUUCGAGUCGGUUGCUCUGCCGCUGGUGCAGCGCUGCUGUAGCGGCCGCGAGGCAUGCGUUGUCGUUUACGGCCAGACUUCCAGCGGAAAAACCCAUACACUCUUAGGUCCUCAGCAGCAGCCGCAUCGCGAGGCUCUGCAGAAGCGAGCUGCCACAAGGGGUUAUCAGGAAGCUCUCGCAGUAGAUGGUGAAGUGGGCCUGUUACAGCGUGUGGGUGCUGCUUUGCUACGGCUGCCCCAGGAGCAACAGCAGCAACAACUAGGCAGCCAGUUGCGCGUGGAACGCGUGUCGAUAUCUUUCUUGGAGAUAUAUAAAGAGGUCUUAACGGAUCUACUGACAGGCGAGGGACCCCUGCGCUUGCGUCAGCUGCAGCACCCGCACGGAGGAGUGCAAGUGAUCGGCCUGAGCGAAAUACAGCUUUCUGAUGUCUUCACGCUACAACGUGCUGUUGCUGAGGCCCUCAAAAGACGCCGCUGCAACAGCACGCAACUGAACAGCAGCAGCAGCCGCUCACACCUUUUCGCAUGUUUUUCCGUCCAACUGAGGGAUGUCAGCACCGGCGAAGAGCGCAGCGGCGUAUUGCGCCUUGUCGACUUAGCCGGCACGGAGCGCAGUAGUGCUGCAAUGACGCAAGGCUCUCUGCUGCAGGAAGGUGCUGCAAUCAAUCAGUCGCUCUUCUGCUUUUGCCAGUGCAUUGACGCCCUGGUGUCCAGGCAGCGAGCUCUAGCGGGGGGUGCCAGCAGCUCUGCAUGCUGUUGUAACACGCCUACAGGCGUAAACUUCAGAGACAGCAAGCUGACACGGCUGCUGCAGCCGGCGCUAACCGGGGAAGGGGGGGCAGCUGCACUGCUCAUAUGUGUCUCUCAGCGGCAACAGCACGCGCGCGAUACCUUUAAUGCGCUGUCCCUUGGCUGCAAGGCUUUGCAGCUCCAGCCCAAGCCCCACCAGCAACAACCGCAAAAGCAGCAGCAACAGCAGCAGCAACAGCAGCAAAAGCAGCAGCAACAGCGGCGGCAGCACCAACAGCAAAAACAAGAGCUGUACAGGCAGCAGCACAUCACGACCCUCCGCAUGCAGAGUCUGAGAAAGGCGGCCCUCCUGGGGCAGCAACUCGGGGCGCUGCUGCUGCAAAAGCAACAGCAGCAGCUGCAGCAGACGCAGGAGCAGCUCUUGCGGGAUACGCGCGAAGCCCUCGCUGGCCAGCUGCAACUGCUGCAGGAGGUGCAGCAGCGGCGCGGCACAAGCGGAGACACUACGUCCGCAUAG